Molecule: messenger RNA, 561 nt
Organism: Phytophthora infestans T30-4
Lineage: Eukaryota; Oomycota; Peronosporomycetes; Peronosporales; Peronosporaceae
Exons: 1
Coding region: 1-561 (186 amino acids)
Molecular function (GO): acid phosphatase activity
Source: RefSeq, a predicted model, not a curated record
AUGUACGAGCUGUGGGGAGCUCCGUUCAAGAAGAACCCCAAAACGGGGGUCGUUACGGACUGCAAGGGGGAACAAGUGCACUUCUUUGGAGCUGUACACACGGUAUUAAGUAUCUUGGAGACAGACCCGCAGUUCCGAGACACGACCGAGGUGGCGGUGGCCUCGCGGACGACGGAGCCCAAAUGGGCCAAGACCUGCAUGCGACUCAUGGACGUGGAUAUCGGCGGUGUGUCCUCGAAGGGCGAUAAAGAAGAAGAGGACGAAGAGACGGAAGAGAACGACAAAGAAGAAGGUGAGGGGGUGGAGAAGACAUCACUGCAGAGCAUCGUGGACUAUGAAGCCAUCUACCCGCGCAACAAGCGCGUGCAUUUCGAGCAACUCAAGAAAGACAGCGGCAUUCCAUAUGAAGAAAUGCUCUUUUUUGACAAUGAAUACGGCAACGUGCAUGACAUUCAGAAAAUCGGUGUAACGUGCGCGUAUUGCCCUCAAGGGCUCACAGAAGGGUCGUGGAUCCAGGGCAUGGAGGCGUUCCAAGCCGCGAAGACGAAAGAAACUAACUAG